AGACGUCAGAGCUUCUCUGCCGAGGAUGAAGGUGAAGAUCCGGCAGUGGAACGGGGUGGCCUCCUGGCUCUGGGUGGCCAACGACGAGAACUGCGGGAUCUGCAGGAUGCCCUUCAACGGCUGCUGCCCGGACUGUAAAGUGCCUGGAGAUGACUGCCCGCUGGUCUGGGGUCAGUGCUCCCACUGUUUCCACAUGCACUGCAUCUUGAAGUGGCUGAACUCGCAGCAGGUCCAGCAGCAGUGUCCAAUGUGCCGCCAGGAGUGGAAGUUCAAAGAGUGAACCUGUGGAGGCUCAGACACAAAGACUCUGUAAAUAACUAUGUUUUGUACUUCUACAUCUCAGCACAUUUUGAAUAUAUUGUAGUCUGUUGAUUAAUUAUGUGAUUAAAUAAAAAGGAAACAUUGUAUGCUCUG
Molecule: messenger RNA, 414 nt
Organism: Amphiprion ocellaris (clown anemonefish)
Lineage: Eukaryota; Metazoa; Chordata; Actinopteri; Pomacentridae
Gene: anapc11
Product: APC11 anaphase promoting complex subunit 11 homolog (yeast)
Exons: 3
Coding region: 26-280 (84 amino acids)
Biological process (GO): positive regulation of mitotic metaphase/anaphase transition; anaphase-promoting complex-dependent catabolic process; protein ubiquitination
Cellular component (GO): nucleus; anaphase-promoting complex
Molecular function (GO): zinc ion binding; cullin family protein binding; ubiquitin protein ligase activity
Source: RefSeq, a predicted model, not a curated record